UUUUGAUGAAAGGAAAAAAAGAGAAAUAUUUUCAUUUUAAUUCUUCUGUGUUUAUGUUGUUUUCUUGUGAAUAAUUUUUUUCUCUUACCAAUUAUCUCAACUCUCUGAAUUUCUCCUGAAACUUGAUUACGUUCAAUCAAUGGUUUGGUUGUGAAUGGAUGAGACAAUUUUCAUCGACUAAUUUAUCUUUCGCUCUGAAAAAGAAUCGUUUUCUUUUUCUCUUUUCCAUUUGUGUUUCUUUCUUUCUUUCUCUCUCUCUCUCUUUCUCUUUCUCUUUCAUAUUUUUCACAGCAUUUUCGCCUCUUUGUUUGCAUCAUUUUGUCUACUUUUUUUGUUGUUUUGUUUUCAUCUUCAUCCAAUCAAUGAGGAUUUAAUUUAUUUACAGAACAAAUAAUUUAAAUCGCAAGUCUAAAUGAACUUCUAAGAAAAUUCUAAAGAAGAAAAAAUUACCUGUCUACUAAUUGGUUCUUUUUUCUUUCUUUACCUCUUUCUCUCUUUUUUUGUGUCUUUUUUUUCGGUUUUCUCUCUCAACUUCUUUUUUCUUCUUCCUGUUUUCUACUUUUAAUUGUUCCAAAUUCUCUCUCUUUUCCUAUAAACAUCUUAAUCUUCUGUACGACAAUUUAAUGUCUCACAUGGAGGUUAAUCAAACUUUAUCAGUUUACAAUAAUAUUGUCUACUUUGGUGUUCAUAAAUUUUGCUGUGAUGAAAUUCGUUUAAUUUCAGCUGGCAUUAAAUUUUCCCAAGUUUGUCAAGUCCAAGAAAGAUCUCGUUUCAACAUCACCAUUCCACCAAUUGAUAUAAAAAAGGCCUAUUUUGACAGUAAAACUGGUGAGAAUUUGUCAACCCUGAUCACAGAAACUAAUCCUGAUUCUGGAACUAAAAUAAGCAGCGCAUUGAAACUAAAACCUAAUCAACAUGAUACAAACACUCAAGGAUCGAUUCGUGUUCUUGUUCAAUUUAACGGACAAGGUGAAGAAAUUUACAAAAUAUUGGAAGGAUAUUUUUCCGUCUUUAGCCAAGUGGAUUGGAAACUUGAGAGAGCCCUAUCGCGAAGCGUUCUUAAAUACCUUGAUUUCUUGAUCAAUUAUUCUCAACAACCAACACCAGAUUUGGAAAUUUCUGCCAGCAAGGAGAACGACGAAAAGACAACACAAUCAAUCCUGUGUAAAUCGAAAAAAACAUAUUCAAGUUUACCACAAUCAACGAAUACAACAACAUCAUCAAUGUUCUCAUCUGCCCUUAGAUCAUCUUCUCCACCUUCUAAACAGUCUCCUAUCCUGGUUAAGAAUAAAACGAACGUUUUAAGGCCCAAAUCAGAUGAAUCACCUUCCAUAAUUGAUAUUGAAAUCGAUAGUGAUGAUGAAGAUGACACUGAAAACCAGCGUAGUUUGAAUGGCUCAAUAUCUAAUAAUGAUGACCAUCUCUUCAGUUACCCACCCGAUGAAAUUGAUCGUAUCUCAAUCCACCAAUCGGAUCUUGCUUGUUUGGAACAAGGGCAAUAUUUAAAUGAUACAAUCUUAGGUUUCUAUCUUAAAUACAUCGAAAAAGACUUGACAGCGCCAGAUAUUGCCGAAAGAAGCUACAUAUUUAGUACAUUUUUCUAUUACAAGCUCACCCACAGAACUCGAGUAUCGGAGACUCAAACUCAGGACAAUCAAUCGCUUUCUGAUAAAUAUUACAAUAGAGUCAAGAAUUGGACAAAAAAUAUUAAUAUAUUCGAAAAAGACUUUAUAAUUAUCCCAAUUAACAAAUCCUGUCAUUGGUUUUUGGCAAUCAUAUGUUAUCCAAGGAAGGUUCCAUUCAUGGACGAGAUUUUACCGAUAGAAAUUGAAAAAAAUCCAAAAAGACCUUGUAUACUUUUCAUGGAUUCACUUCAAAGUGCUCAUAGUAAAUGUGGAUUAGCUGCACCAAUUAGACACUUUCUAACCAAAGAAUGGGAAUCAAAGAAAACGACAAAGAAAAAUUUUAGUAAAAGUGUAAUGCCUGAUAUUUAUCUCAAGGUGCCUAAGCAAAUUAACUCCUUCGACUGUGGUCUCUAUGUGCUACAAUAUAUUGAAAAUUUCUUAAGAAAUCCUGAUUAUUUACUUGAAAGAAUUUGCAAAGAUCCUGCUAUCAAUCUAGAAGAUUGGUUUUCUCUUUCACUGGUCUCUUCUAAGCGACGAACAAUUAAAAGAUUGAUUAAACAGCAACGAGAAGCAGGCGAGAAUAAGAAAAAUGGUAAUUGUGAAAAGAUGGAAACUGAUGAUGAUAGUUGAUGACUGAUUUUCUUCAAACUAAUUUCGGUCAAAUAAACCGCAUCAAAAUAAGUUUGACGUCAAAUUUUCACUAACCGGGGAAAUUUUCAUGAUUAACUCUCCCACUUAUUAACUCUGCUCAUCAUGGAAUAAUUUUCAACCGUCUUCCCGAAACGAUUAACCUCUUAAAUCACCGAUUAAUGAUAUCCAGUGUCAAUAACUAACAUCUAAAUCACUGCGGACCAACAUUCAAUAUACUGAUGACUGACACUCCCUUGCUCUCUCUCUCUCUCUAUCUUUUUCUUCAUCCAUCUCUCUAUUUCAGACUCGAUUCUCUUUUGAUUAUGUCCAUCGUAAAUACGUGUUGUAUUGUAUCCGAAUUUGUCAUCUUUAAUUACGCUAUCAAGAGACAUUAACAUAGCUAUACAUCUUUACUAUCAUCAUCGCCGUCAUCAUCACCAUCUUUCACAAUUGAUUAUAUAUAAACAUAAACAACCAUCAUCAAAAUGCAUCAUAACAACAACAACAAAUCUCUUCGUCAUCAUUGGAAAUAAUUUAAAGAAAAACGUUGAAGACGUUUCGUUCAUUACAAUCAAAGAUUCAUCACUGUGAUUCACAUUUAAUCCUAUGGAAUUAAGAUUAAGAGAUGAUAUUUAUACAUAUAUAAAUGAUCGGAGGAGCUACAAUAUUAUCUUCAAUUAGCUAAUUGUAAACAAUCAUAAAUCUAAAUUAUAUCGAUUGAAAAAAUUAUAUUGAACUUUCUAUAACAUUUGCCUGUUGAGUUAUAUUAGGAUUAAGCUGAAAUGACCUCAAACAAGCUGGACAGAUUAACAUAUUUGGAUGAUCCUGUUGCCAUUUUUUGUAAUCCACUCGGAGAUAUGUCAAACCGAUUACUGUUGAAAUUAGAAAAACAAUAAAAUACAUAAUGAUAAAUGUUACAAGUAACUUGUUCCAUUUUGGCAAUAGAAUCGGAUUAGAUUGUUGAUAUUGAAUAAAGCCGAGGAAAACAGUGUAAUAGCCAAUGGUCAACAUGAAAGAAGUGGAAAUGAUUGAACGAUAUCGAUGAUUCUGUUUAAAAUACAAGCGAAAAGUUGGAUGAUUUGGUCUAAUUGUAAAUUCGGGAGAAUAUGAUUGACAAUUUGGACACCGAUAGCCACCCAAAGUACGAAUACCAAUCAUAAUCAGUGGAUUAAGAGAGAGGAUUAAGCGAUUGUUAAAAAGAAAAAAAAAGAAAAGAAAAUCGAUUAACUGUUUAGUGACACAAUUGGAGAAAUAUCUUCUGAACCAUUUAUAUAAACUUUUGUGUAAUAAUUUCGUACCAAAAGAUUUAAAUUAAUUAAUCAUCAGGAUAUUUAAUCUACAAUUAACAUCAUAAUUUAAUUAUAAUCUCCUGUUAAUUGAUUGUUACACUAAAAGAAACAAUGAAAAGAUUGUAUCUGUUAUUGACAA
Messenger RNA from Panonychus citri (citrus red mite), 3683 nucleotides. Its product is annotated as sentrin-specific protease 6-like. Lineage: Eukaryota; Metazoa; Arthropoda; Arachnida; Trombidiformes; Tetranychidae. Gene Ontology annotation, molecular function: SUMO-specific endopeptidase activity. The record is from RefSeq and is a predicted model, not a curated record. The transcript has 7 exons. Gene Ontology annotation, biological process: protein desumoylation. Bases 624 to 2255 code for a protein of 543 amino acids. Gene Ontology annotation, cellular component: nucleus; cytoplasm.